Diabrotica balteata is the source of this 1410-nucleotide messenger RNA. The record is from the annotation of a GenBank genome assembly. Lineage: Eukaryota; Metazoa; Arthropoda; Insecta; Coleoptera; Chrysomelidae.
AUGAAGUUGUUGGAUUUCUCUAAAUUUAAAUCCAGGAUUUUUCAAUAUUUGGCGGCGCUCGCAGCCAAUUUGGGAAUGUUGUCCAUAGGUCUUCAUUAUGGAUGGCCCUCGUCUGCUAUUUCAGUACUUAAAAGUGGAGAAUACUCGUUUAAAAUGACCGAAGAAGAAGUGUCGUGGAUGAUAGCCGUAACGCCAAUGGGUUCUGUGAUUGGAGACGUUAUAGCAGGCUUUAGUAUGAAUAUAUUCGGCAGAAAAAAGAUGAUAUGGUUUUCUGCUAUACCCCUAACUGUAUCUUGGAUACUAGUUGCAGUUGCAAAUUCUUCUGGAUAUUUAUUCGGUGGACGAAUAAUAGCUGGAAUUGUAGAUGGGUUGUUAUUUACAGCGAUUCCACCAUAUCUAGCAGAAAUAUCGGAUCCAGAAAUAAGGGGAUUCUUAGGUACGACAUAUUUGGUCACACUGGUCUUUGGAAUGCUGAUGUCCAACGUGAUGCUAUACUUCAUAUCGAUUCCAGCGGCGGCUUACAUUGCAGCUAGUGUUAGUUUAAUAAUGAUGAUAAUUUUACCGUUCCUUCCAGAGAGUCCAUACUUUUAUCUAAUGAAGAGUGAGGUGGCAUCGGCGAAAGAGAGUUUACAAAAGUUCAGAGGAAAAGGAGAAGUCGACGACGAAAUAGGAAGAAUAUCCAAGGGUAUUAUGGAGGAGGAGAAGUACGCAAAAGGGGGUCUUAAGGAACUAGUGUUAAAACCGCAAUACCGCAAUUGUUUGUUCUUAGCGCUUUCUAUGACAAGUUUACAACAACUGAGUGGUAUUUUAGCAAUACAGUCCUAUUGUCAGGACGUAUUUGAAGAAACCAGCAACAUUAUGGAUCCAAAAGUAGCAAAUUUGAUAUACUAUUUAUUGUACUUUCUGGCAACUUUGGUUGCCUUAGUUUUAAUUGAUAUUUCAGGAAGAAAGCCUUUGGUUCUUUUUUCCUCAGUAGUAGUGUGUAUCACAUUAUUUACAAUAGGUGGUUAUUCUUAUAUUAAAAAUUCAACACAGACAGAUUUAUCUGGAUAUGAGUUUAUUCAGAUAGUAGCAAUACUCGUUUAUAUAUGCGCUUACAGCAUAGGCUUAAAUUGCGUACCUAUAUUAGUUAGUAGCGAGAUAUUUCCCUCUCACAUCAAAGGUAAAGCUUUCUGCGUUGUCAACUUGUGCUAUAGCGUCGUCUCCACCAGCGUUAUCAAAUAUUUCAGCUGGACUGCCAGCACUUUUAGCCUAGCUGUGCCGUUCUUCACCUUCGGUAUUUUCAGUUUUGCUAGUAUAAUAAUCCUUUCUAUAUUUCUACCCGAAACCAAAGGUAAAACUUUGGAAGAUGUACAACUUGAGAUGAGAUCCAAUAAAACAAAGAAACUGGAGACAAACUGUGUUAUAUAA